Ctenopharyngodon idella (grass carp) is the source of this 2926-nucleotide messenger RNA. Its product is annotated as protocadherin beta-15-like. Gene Ontology annotation, biological process: homophilic cell-cell adhesion. Bases 186 to 2579 code for a protein of 797 amino acids. Gene Ontology annotation, cellular component: plasma membrane. Gene Ontology annotation, molecular function: calcium ion binding. The transcript has a single exon. The record is from RefSeq and is a predicted model, not a curated record. NCBI's taxonomy places the organism in Eukaryota, Metazoa, Chordata, Actinopteri, Cypriniformes, Xenocyprididae.
AUGGGGAGGGGAGUGCUGUAGGCGUGCAGAGAAAGAGAGAGAUGAAAAUAAAAAUCUAAGCCGACAGGAGCAGGCAUCAGAGCGCAGUGUCUGCCCUAGCUAUUUGAGGAUCAGUUCAGAAUGCGCUUUUAUUGUCAUUAUUUUUAUUCUUUAUUAUUUAAAUAUAACCAUUAAUAUUUUACAACAUGAUUUGUUUGUCCAGACGCGUACUGGCACAUUUCUUGCUUCAGCUUUGCUUCUGCUUCAUUUGCAUGUGUGGUUCUCUUGCUGAAGUGCGUUAUUCGGUUCCAGAGGAGAUGCAGCAAGGCUCCAUCAUCGGCAAUGUGGCGAGAGAUUUGGGAAUAGAUGUGACGGAGCUCAUGAGGCGCAAUGCUCGAGUUGUUGCUGAGGGGAGCCGACAGUUUUGUGAGCUGAGUGCAGAAACAGGCUCUCUGUUGGUGAGCGAGAGAAUGGACCGUGAGGAGCUUUGCACACAGUCUGCACCCUGUGUCCUGCAAUUUCAACUCCUAUUGGAGAAUCCGCUCAAAGUGUACAGUCUCCUCUUGGACAUCCAGGACAUCAACGAUAACAGCCCAGCAUUUGAUAACGGUCAGAUUGAGCUUGAGCUACUGGAGUCAACGGUUCUAGGGAGGCGUUUUCCACUUGAAAGUGCUCACGAUCCUGACAUAGGAGCUAAUUCUGUUCAGCAUUAUCAACUCAGCGAGAGUGAAUAUUUUGCUUUAGAGAUGAAUACUCAGGUGGACAGAAAUGCAUAUCCUGAAUUGGUCCUCAAAAAGCCUUUGGAUCGAGAAAACCAAGCUGAUCACUUUCUGACCCUAAGUGGAGUAGAUGGUGGCCGGCCUUCUCGUUCUGGAACAGCUUCAAUUCACAUUCACGUGUUAGAUGCUAAUGAUAAUGUUCCUGUGUUUGGUCAAAGGGUGUACAAAGUCAGUGCACAAGAAAAUUCAGCUCGAGGUUCUGUGUUGGUUAAAUUAAAUGCAACCGAUUUAGACAGCGGGAUUUACGGGGAAGUUAGUUACUCUUUUAGUCACGUGCCUGAUAAGACGAGGGGGAUUUUGGCUGUUGACCCCGUGACGGGUGAGGUGAGAGUCACGGGUGCAUUGGAUUACGAGGAGGCCAGUUCUCAUGAGCUGGAUGUACAAGCCAAAGAUGGAGGAGGACAGUCGUCUCACUGUAAACUCAUCAUAGAUGUGAUAGAUGUGAAUGACAAUGCACCUAUUAUUGCAGUUAAAUCAAACUCUGCUACUGUGCCAGAAGACGCUUCACCUGGAACUAUGGUGGCUUUGCUACAUGUUUAUGACCUUGAUACCGGCACCAGUGGCCGGGUCACAUGUGAGAUAUCUGAUGAUGUGCCAUUUAAGCUUGUAUCAGAAGUAAAAAAUUACUUUAUGCUUGUGAUUGAUGGAGUUUUAGACCGGGAAAAGUGUCCUCACUAUAACAUAACAGUGACUGCUGUGGAUGCUGGCACACCCCCUUUAUUCAGCAGCAAAACUGUAGCCAUAACAGUUACAGACGUUAAUGAUAAUCCUCCUAUUUUUAGACACAGUGACUACAGCAUCCAGUUUGCAGAAAAUCAGCCUCAGGGAACCCCAGUCAUUAAAGUCAGAGCUGACGAUGCAGAUGAGGGGCAGAAUGCUAGAAUCCUGUAUUCUCUUUCAGAAGAUGCAGCUUCUCUUUUCUCCAUUAAUGCAGAGAACGGUGAGAUAUUUACUCUACGGCCCUUUGAUUACGAAACAUCCACUCACUUCAGUGUUCAAGUGAUGGCUCGUGAUGGAGGCAGUCCUCCGUUCACCAGCACAUGCACUGUCCGGGUCUUUAUUACAGAUCAGAACGACAAUGCUCCGGUUGUUCUUUACCCAGUUCAGUUUGAUGGAUACCUUGCGGAUGACAUUGUGCCCCGAGCUGCUCCUGCAGGUUAUUUGGUCACUAAAGUGGUUGCUGUUGAUGCAGAUGCAGGGCACAAUGCAUGGCUGUCCUAUCGAAUUGUGAAAGCCACGCAGCCCAAUUUGUUCUCGAUUGGACUUCACUGUGGGGAAAUUCGGACACUAAGACCAUUUGUAGAAGAUGAUGAGAUCAAACAAACCUUGCUAGUCUCUGUGAGUGAUAACGGGCCUGAGUCUUUGUCUGCCACUGCAACUGUUAAUAUUAUGACUGAAGACGGCUUGCCUAUCAUCGAUGAGCUCUUUGCACGUGGCAUAGAUGAGUCACAUGCUCACAAUGACCUUACUCUGUAUUUAAUACUGGCUCUGGCAGGCGUGUCCAGUCUUUUAUUUGUGCUCAUAAUUGCUAUGGUCUAUAUGAGAUUAUGUAGACACAGAUACAUGUAUCGCUCAACUGCAAACUUACCCGUUUUUCCUCCUACCUACGGACCACCUGGCUACUCCGACGUGAGCCGCUUCACUACUUUGCAGAAGGAUGAUCGAUAUAACUCUUUCUUAACAACAGGCUCGUGGAGAGGGGACUUCAGAUUCGGCUCUGACUUUGUUGAUUUUGACAUGCAGAAUAAGAGUGGGUCGUCUGUGCAUGUGGGUGGACGCAGCACUGCACGUGCGACGCUCUUAGUGCCACAUAAGUUCUAAACCAGAUGGUUUGACCCUGACAAUCAUACUUAAAAUCCUUAUCAACAGAUCGGACUGAAAAUCUUUUAAUCAAACAAAUGACAAAUGUUCAUAAUUAUAAUGCAUUAGCUGUUUCAUGAAAACACAUUACAGUGAAUCCUUCACUUUUAUUGUGUCCUUUUCUGCUUUAAUUUUGAAUGUGACAAGAUCUUGACAUCAAUGUUUUAGUUUUUUUGUAAUUGCACUUUAAAGACUUUUGUGUGCUCUUUAUUGUUAUAUGCGGUUCUAAUGUGUGUGUGUGUGUGUGUGUGUGUAUAUAUAUAUAUAUAUAUAUAGAGAGAGAGAGAGAGAGAGAGAGAGCUUGGACU